Molecule: messenger RNA, 3265 nt
Organism: Capra hircus (goat)
Lineage: Eukaryota; Metazoa; Chordata; Mammalia; Artiodactyla; Bovidae
Gene: PUS7
Product: pseudouridylate synthase 7 (putative)
Exons: 16
Coding region: 164-2299 (711 amino acids)
Biological process (GO): pseudouridine synthesis
Cellular component (GO): nucleus
Molecular function (GO): RNA binding; pseudouridine synthase activity
Source: RefSeq, a predicted model, not a curated record
UGGGCAGGGCCAAAAGCGGGGCUGGCGGCGAAGGGCAAGCUCCGCCCUCAGGGGAGGGGCCAGCAGGCAGCGGCGCGUCGCUGCGCCGCACGUGUGCGAGCGAGGCGGCUGUGAGUCCGCCUGAGCGCUGCGGGGGCCUCGGCGUAAACCGCGCUGGCUGCCUAUGCUGGGCUGCCCUCGUGGUUGGUUCCUCCGAGUGGCCCUUACCUCCGCCUUCCUCCGGCGCCAGGACCAGCGCGCCCGCAUUCUCGUCGCCCGCCCUGCGCCGCGCGCACGCUCUCAGGCCCCGGGUUCUCUUAAACGUUUUCUUGGAUACUUGAAAAUGGAGAUGACAGAAAUGACUAGUGUGUCAUUGAAACGGGGGUCCGCUGCCAUCGAAGAUAAUGACAGUGUGGCCCCAGCUGAGGAGGCCAAGAGACAGAAGGUCUCAGGAUGCUGUCCAGCCACAGGGCAAGAUGGGCUAGAGAACAGCUCUCUACCCAGCAGCGAAAAGGUGCCUGGGCCUCCCGAAACUGCUGGACAGGGUAAAGAGAACUCUGAAGUUCCGUCAGAGGAAGAGGAGGAGGAAGAUGGCCUCUCAGAGGAGGGUGAGGAGGAGGAGGAAGCGGAGAGCUUUGCAGACAUGAUGAAGCAUGGGCUCACUGAGCUGGAUGUGGGCAUCACCAAGUUCGUAAGUUCUCACCAGGGAUUCUCAGGAAUCUUAAAAGAAAGGUACUCUGACUUCGUCGUUCAUGAAAUAGGAAGAGAUGGACGAAUCAGCCAUUUGAGCGACUUGUCUGUCCCAGUGGAUGAAGAGGAUCCUUCAGAAGAUGUAUUUACAGUUUUAACAGCUGAAGAAAAGCAGCGUUUAGAAGAGCUCCAGCUUUUUAAAAAUAAGGAAACCAGUGUUGCCAUUGAGGUUAUUGAGGACACCAAAGAGAAAAGAACCAUCAUCCAUCAAGCGAUUAAAUCUCUGUUUCCAGGAUUAGAGACAAAAACAGAAGACAGAGAGGGGAAGAAAUAUAUAGUAGCCUAUCAUGCAGCUGGAAAAAAGGCUCUGGCGAAUCCAAGGAAACAUUCUUGGCCAAAAUCUAGGGGAAGUUACUGUCACUUUGUACUGUACAAGGAAAACAAAGACACCAUGGAUGCUAUUAAUCUGUUGUCCAAAUAUUUAAGAGUCAAGCCAAACAUAUUCUCCUACAUGGGAACCAAAGAUAAAAGAGCCAUAACCGUUCAGGAGAUUGCUGUUCUCAAAAUAACUGCACAAAGACUUGCCCACUUGAACAAGUGCUUGAUGAACUUUAAGCUGGGGAAUUUCAGCUAUCAGAAAAACCCUCUGAAAUUGGGAGAGCUUCAAGGAAAUCACUUCACGGUCGUCCUCAGAAAUAUAACAGGAACUGACAACCAAGUGGAACAAGCCAUGAACUCUCUCAAGGAGAUUGGGUUUAUCAACUACUACGGAAUGCAAAGGUUUGGAACAACAGCUGUCCCCACAUAUCAAGUUGGAAGAGCUAUACUGCAAAAUUCCUGGACUGAAGUCAUGGAUUUAAUAUUGAAACCCCGUUCUGGAGCUGAAAAGGGGUACUUGGUUAAAUGCAGGGAAGAAUGGGCGAAGACCAAAGACCCAGCCGCUGCCCUCCGAAAACUACCUGUCAAAAGGUGUGUGGAAGGGCAGCUUCUCCGAGGACUUUCAAAAUACGGAAUGAAGAAUAUAGUCUCUGCAUUUGGCAUAAUACCCAGAAACAAUCGCUUAAUGUACAUUCACAGCUAUCAGAGCUACGUGUGGAACAACAUGGUGAGCAAGAGGAUUGACGAGUACGGGCUGAAGCCUGUGCCCGGCGACCUUGUUCUUAAAGGAGCCACAGCCACCUUUAUUGAGGAAGAUGAUGUUAAUAAUUACUCCAUCCAUGAUGUGGUAAUGCCUUUGCCUGGUUUUGAUGUUAUCUACCCCAAGCAUAAAAUUAGUGAAGCCUACAGGGAAAUGCUCACAGCAGACAAUCUUGAUAUUGACAACAUGAGACACAAAAUUAGAGAUUAUUCCUUAUCAGGGGCCUACCGAAAGAUCAUUAUUCGUCCUCAGAAUGUCAGCUGGGAAGUUGUUGCAUAUGAUGAUCCUAAAAUUCCACUGUUCAACACAGAUGUGGACAACCUGGAAGGUAAACCACCACCAGUGUUUGCUUCUGAAGGCAAAUACAGAGCUCUGAAGAUGGAUUUUUCUCUCCCUCCUUCUACCUACGCGACCAUGGCCAUUCGCGAAGUGCUUAAAAUGGAUACCAGCAUCAAGAACCAGACCCAGCUGAACACCACCUGGCUCCGCUGAGGCCUGUGUCCCGUAUUAGAAAAUGCAGACUUGUGUUUGCUGGCUUCCUGUUCAUUUUCCUCUGAGUGCAGGCCCCUGUGUGGAUUUGGGAUCUUUGUAGUAAAAGACUAUUUGUAUUUUUCCAAGUUUUUAUUAGCUUAAUUUGCAAUAUUUGUACAUAUAUAGAAAUCGUGAGGAUCCUCACUCUAGUUCAGAGAAUAUAAAUUGGUUAGAAUAUAUUUCAGGUGCUUAAAUCAUAGCAAAAUGUCAGCUUUUAUUGGCUUUAUAAUCAUUUUAAAGAAAUUUGGUUUAAGGUAGCAGUUUUACAUUUUGCUACAUUCUUGAAGGGCAGUAGGAAUUUUUAAUGCAUCUCUGAAUGUAUACAUAACAGUGCAUUUUAAGAGAAAUGCAGUGGAACAAAUACUGACUAUGGAUAAUGAUUAGUGACACCCCUCCCCUCAGAAAAACCCUAUAAAUCUAAAUAACAGUGCUUAUGCUCAUAUUAAUGGUGGUAAAACAUCCACAGGUUUAUAAACACAAAAGUGAUGGUUAUCCAUGAACCAGGUUCAGCUAAGUGUAUAUAGACUUUCUGGUUGCAAUAGCUUUUGCAUUUAUUAUCAUUGCCUUGCAGGAGCGUUGCAUUAAUAGGGCUUUUUUUCUUUAUGUAAACAUGUGCAGCUAUUUUCAGUUAAGGUCCACUUUCUACUCCAGGUGCCUUUUAUGUUGACUCUUUCCGCUGGACUGAUAUUUGCCCAAAAAUAAACGAUGGAGAAGAAGACUUUUGCAGACUUAACAAGGGCUCCUCCUAUCAGCAGCAUUCCCUUUGUUACCCAUAGCGGAGGUCUUUCCAGUUUUGGCCAUGCAUCAAACUGUGCUCUGGUACGAAAGCAUAAAUAUGCCUUUCCAAGGGUGUGUGACAUUAUUAUAUCAAUUUUUAUUUUCUAUCAUUUCUAGAACCAAAUAUAAUAAAUCUUUUUAAAAACUCUG